GACGGCGCAGCGCGGGCUCGCCGCCGAGGGCGCGCCAGGCACUGGGGCUUGGCUGGGCCAGGCGGCCGUCCUUCCAGCAGCGAAAAGGCAGUGGGCCCAGGUCACGAUGGCCCACGCCGGGGCGCUGCCGGCCGCCGCCGAGCAGCCACCCCAGACGGCGUGGCACGGCCAGCCAGCCGAGCCGGCGCCGUCCGCAUGGGGCUGGUCGAGCCAGGCGCAGUGCGCGGUGGUCCACGCGUGGGUGCCGCAGGCUGCCUCUGGGACGCUGCUGCAGCCGGCGCAGCCGGGGCACGGAGACGAAG
This is a messenger RNA of Prorocentrum cordatum, 302 nucleotides long. The record is from the annotation of a GenBank genome assembly. NCBI's taxonomy places the organism in Eukaryota, Dinophyceae, Prorocentrales, Prorocentraceae.